Molecule: messenger RNA, 477 nt
Organism: Candida tropicalis MYA-3404
Lineage: Eukaryota; Fungi; Ascomycota; Pichiomycetes; Serinales; Debaryomycetaceae
Exons: 1
Coding region: 1-477 (158 amino acids)
Source: RefSeq, a predicted model, not a curated record
AUGUCUUCUUCCAAUAACCCUUCUCUUAUAGCCUUGUUUCUCUUUCUCUUGGCCAUUCUGCGUUCUUUACGUUUGAUGGCGUCUUCAACAGUGUCAUUGUCAUCAUCCAUUGCUCUAAGCCAUUGUUCUUCACUCAAUCCAUCAUCAUAUCUAACACGUUUUUUCUCUCUCAUUUUAGUCAACUCCUUGUUGUCCUUUUCAAAAUGCUUUGAAAUAUCUUCAGUAAAUACACUAGGCAAUUCAUCUUUUUCAAUCAAUCUCGACUUGAGAUUAACAUCAUUGAGUUUUCGUUCUUCAUCCAUAGCAGCAAACAACGCCUUCUCUUCUUCACUACGUGCCAAAAUUUCGUUCAAUUCAUCGUCCUCCAAAGAGUUGUCUUCCUCGUUAACGGCAUCAGUAGCCGAUGCUGUGAUUAAACUCAUCAACAUUGCUUCUUGCUCUUCGGGUGUGGAUUUAUUAUCAAACUUACCAGCUUGA